AUGGCUGAUGGUAGUUUGAUGAUUUCUCUAAUGUUGGUCGUUCAAUUCUCAUUCUUUACAAACAUCGAGAGUGUUACUGCUAAUGUGGACUCACGGAAAGGAAAGAAGCACGAGAAGUUUGUUCCGUUGGUUGCGUUUCAAUGUGGUUUCCGAAACAGAUUCAUGAGCGAAGAUGGAGCAUGGUUGAGCGAUCCAAGUACUCUUGCAACAUGCUUUAGUGGAAAACUCGAUAUCUUAAAAUAUUGCCGAAAAUCAUAUCCAAAACUGGACGUCACAAACAUAGUAGAAUAUUCACAUGAAGUAGAAAUUCCUGGAUGGUGUCGUGAACAAGGUUCAUCAUGUAGAUGGACACAUACUGUGAGACCUUACCAGUGCAUUGUUGGAGAGUUUCACUCGGAAGCACUUCAAGUACCACACGGUUGCCGAUUUGGCCAUAUUAAUGAUCGUCAGUCAUGCAAUGAUUAUGCGCACUGGAAGGAUGCUGCUUACAAACACUGUAAAACCAAAGUUGUCAAUGAUAAACGGAUGGCAGUACGUUCAUUUGCAGUUCUUGAACCUUGUGGGUUAGAUCUUUUCACUGGGGUUGAAUUUGUUUGCUGUCCAGGGGAUGAUAAAACUGAAGAAUUAGAGAAAAAGAAAGUGGAAGGGAAGGAAACUGAAGACGAUGAUGAUGACUAUGAUGAUGAUGACGAUGAUGAUGAUGAUGAUGAUGAUGAUGAUAAUGAUGAUGACGAUGGCGAUGAUGGUAAUGAUGAUGAGGACGAUGAUCAUGAUGAUGAAUAUGCCGAAGAUUCGGAUGAUGCUGGCGCGAAGGGUCUUUCGGCCAACAGCGUUUUGCAAGACCCGUAUUUUAAGAUGUCUGAUCCUGUCAACGAGCAUGAACGUUUCAAGGAAGCUCAGCAACGCAUGGAAAAACGACAUCGUGCUAGAAUUAAUAAGGUUAUGCGAGAAUGGUCAGAUCUUGAAGCACGUUACAAGAAAAUGAAGAAGACGGAUGAAAAGGGUGCUGAAGCAUUUAAAAAGGAAAUGACAUCGCGAUUCCAAAAGACGGUUGCUUCAUUGGAAGAAGAGAAUAAGGAACAAAAAAAGCAACUUGAAGAUGUUCAUGAAGAACGCGUACAAGCACAUCUUAAUGAGAAGAAAAGACAGGCAACUCAUGAUUAUCGUGCCUCUUUGGCCAUGCAAGUGGGUGCACCGAACAAACAUAAUGUACUCAAAACACUUAAGACGUAUAUUCGCGCUGAAGAAAAAGAUCGAACACAUAUGAUUAAUCGAUUCCGACAUUUGCUUCGUACGGAUCGAGACGAAGCAGAAACAUACGAGCCAAUCCUAAUUCAUCAAUUACGUUAUAUUGAUCUUCGAAUAAAUGGUACGCUUGCAAUGCUUCGAGACUUUCCCGGACUUGAGCGACAAGUUCGACCGAUUGCUGUUGAAUUUUGGACGGAUUAUCGUAGAGAGAACACACCAGAGGUUGCAGGAGAUGAGUAUACAGUAAUUGGUGGGGAUGAACAGAAUAUCAAACUUGUGCACUAUUAUAAGGAUUCAUACGAUCGUUUACACAAUCCUUCAGGUUCACGUGAUACGACACUAUCAAUGAUCACUGUUUCUGAGCCAGAAAAAGUGCUGCAUGAUUUGGAUAAGGGAGGUAACAGUUAUGAUGAGGAGGAAAACAAUGGCGCAAGCGUUGAAGCAAAAAAACAAUCAUAUCAUAAUACCAAAAAGAUUGUAAUAGAGAAAAUUGUACAGAGGCGAACUGGCAACAAGUUCGACAAAAACAGGCCCACCGCCUAUGAAACUGAUGAUAUUGAUGAGGAUGAUGAGGACGACAUCGAAGAUACUGAUGAGGAGCCUUUAUCGAGUAGCAAAUCAGUUGAACGAGAACUUCACGUUGAAAUUGAACCAAUUGUGAGUGAGCCAGUCAGAGUGCACGAUUUGCCGCCGAAACCAUCUUAUGCUAGACAUGAGCCACUACAGCAUUUCAAGAUGAGUGCGGAAGAUGCCUCGGCAAGUAUGCUCAAAACUUCAACAAAUUUACUAUUAAUUUUCGUAUCUGCUGCUACUGUUAUUUUCAUCGUGUUUGCAACCGUUUUAGUCCGUCAACGACCGCGGCAUCGUGGCUUCAUAGAGGUUGAUGUUUGCACUCCAGGAGAGCGACAUGUUAAUGGAAUGCAAGUGAAUGGCUAUGAAAAUCCUACGUAUUCAUUUUUUGAUAACAAAGCCUAA
Brugia malayi is the source of this 2223-nucleotide messenger RNA. RefSeq lists its product as uncharacterized. The coding region runs from base 1 to 2223 and encodes 740 amino acids. The record is from RefSeq and is a predicted model, not a curated record. NCBI's taxonomy places the organism in Eukaryota, Metazoa, Nematoda, Chromadorea, Rhabditida, Onchocercidae. The transcript has 18 exons. Gene Ontology annotation, biological process: axonogenesis; central nervous system development. Gene Ontology annotation, cellular component: membrane; neuronal cell body; neuron projection. Gene Ontology annotation, molecular function: heparin binding; transition metal ion binding.